Messenger RNA from Cyprinus carpio (common carp), 1210 nucleotides. Its product is annotated as ankyrin repeat and SOCS box protein 15-like. Bases 16 to 1098 code for a protein of 360 amino acids. Lineage: Eukaryota; Metazoa; Chordata; Actinopteri; Cypriniformes; Cyprinidae. The record is from RefSeq and is a predicted model, not a curated record. The transcript has 4 exons.
AUUCAGCAAAAAGGAAUGUUUUUCUUGCUCUCACCUUUAGGGGGCGACGUCACAUCACAAGCUACCAAUGGAGACAGUGUGUUAUAUGACGCAGCAGGCGGUGGGAACCUGGACUGUAUUGAUCUACUCUUACAACAUGGUGCCAAUCCUAAUGUAGCCAGUCUUUGCUCCCAACUGCCAAUUCACCGUGCAGCCUACCAGGGGCACUACCUGGCUCUGAAGAAGUUAAUUUCCAUCACCAAUAUGAAGGCCAUCCGUCUGUGUGGGAUGAGUCCGGUUCAUUCUGCAGCAGACGGAGGCCAUGCUGACUGUCUUGAGUUGCUUAUCAAGAAAGGUUUUGACGUCAACCCAAUCCUGGGCUGCCAAAUUUCUGAAAACUACGGUGACAUGAGGAAGACCCCACUGUACUUCGCCAUCAGCAAUGGAGAUGUCACCUGCGCUGAGUUGCUUCUGAAAGCAGGUGCGAAGCCGGACCUGGACCCGCUGCGCUGCCUCCUGGUGGCGGUCAGAGCUGAGAAGUACGAGCUGGUGUCACUGCUUCUCGCCUAUGGGGCGGAUGUCAACUGUUUCUUCUCUGUCAUCUGUGACACCGUUUUUCCUACGGCAUUGCAAUACUGCCUCAAAGAUGAAAUGAUGCUGCGCCUGCUCCUUAACAACGGUUACCAUGCAGAAAGCUGCUUUGAGUGUUACCAUGACAACUGGGUAACACCAUACAUAUGGGCAGAGGCUCCUAGCCAGUCGUACCAAAUCAGGAGUGAUACGAAUAAAGUUACCUUUUGUGAGAUUAUUAGUGUGUCAUGGAUGGCGCAUUUGGCUGGGAGGGUGGUGCAGACACUCCUAGAUUACGUGAAUCACGUGGACAUCUGCUCUAAACUGCAAUGCAUUUUGGAGAGACAAGAGGAGUGGCCAGAUAUCUGUGAAAUCCUUAGGAACCCUCGCUCUCUGAAACACCAGGCCAGGUUGGUUAUCAGGAGAUGUAUGACACUGAGACGACUGAAUGACCCUGAGUUCAUGAGCACCGUUCCUUUCCCACCGGCACUGAAGAACCUCCUACUCUACAAAGAAUACGAUAUUUACGGCCGAAUGGAUGAACAGUAGAUAUCUGUAUCUAUACACUGUUAAACCUAACAGUGAAAAUCGCUUCAUGAAAUGAGUUCAACUCAAAAUUUAAAAAAAGUUAAUUCAACUCAAUAAAUACUUCUGAUGUGAA